AUGUCAGACCAACAUUCCAACGAGGCAGCAGUCUCGGAUUCGAUCAUUCGUCAAGUUAUGCAUCGAUAUGGUUACCCCUCGCAGAACACAUUCGUUCCGUACAAUCCGCCGCUCUACUUAAUGCAGGGUGGCCAACACAAUCAACCAAUUCUACCAUAUGCUCAGCAGCUACUGUCAUACAACCAAAACCCCAAUCUUAACACAGAAUUAGCCCAGAAUGACCCUUCAAUAUUAUAUCCUGAAUAUCCUCUUCUCAACAAUCAUAAUGCCUACAAUUCUUACAAUUCUCUGCCAUAUGGCGACUGGGUCAUUCGACAGGCCCAGCAGAAUUUUCCUCCGUCUAUCAUGAAUUCUUACCCGGUCAACGCUGGCUAUACUAUGAAUAGCCAGUACCAGCCUGAUAAUACGCAGACAGAAAAACCUCAGAACUCAACAAAAGAAAACGAAGAGCCCGCCACUCCUCGAAAGGUCAGCACGAACAAGGCCGCGAAACGAAGCAAAGGCCCUAAAUUCGAUCCCGUUUCUGUUUACGGCGAAGCAGAAACACGUGCCCCUUGGGGAAGCAAAACUUGGGACGGGCAACAUUUGUUUACUUAUACUAAAAGGGGGCAAUUGCUGCGUGACCGCAAGUUAAACAACGAACAACUGCGAGAGUAUGUGGAUAACUGCCCGAAAGGCACCGUCUUUCGAGUUCAACAAUACCCCACGGGGUGUAGGUAUCGAAUGGGACCAGAAGACCAGGAGUGCCGUUGGGAACAUUGUCCACUCAAGUCUAAAAGGAUCACGACGGGCUGGCUUCGUGUCUGCUUUGACGAAUUCCCCAUGGAAACGACUAGUGGCGAGCGCGAUCCAUUGUUAUGCGCUGGCUCAAUGCAUCUUUGGUGCUUUGAACAGGUUUUUGAUCCCGUGGAAUUCUACCUAGGCGGGCGCCUGAAAGCCGAAACAAGGUAUUUUCCUCGCGAGGAAUGCAACAAGGCAGCCUUGGACAAGCUAACCGACUCUAAAAUCGUUGAAGAUGGUUGGAAACCUUGGUUUGAUAAAUGGGCACCCUUAUUCGAAUCAUAUAGGAGAUUGCGGGUGCCACGCAAGUACGAAAACACUCUGUCCUACGCUUUGAAUGACUACCACGUUAAACAUCAGUCGGACGCUCGGGAAAAUGCGAGAAACGGUCGACAUGAGAAGAAAAUCAAUAAGGAAGAUCCUAGAAGGACAAUCGACGUCCACUUGGGUAACCUCCAGUUGUAUGUGGCGCUUCACAAGGUGACCAAAGCCACAAAAAGAGCCAGCAGGCCACCAGAGAGGGAGAUGAGAGAAGAUCUGCCUGAUGGUGGCUUUGAAUCUCCAGACACUUCUAGAAAAAGGAUUUCUCCUCCUCCAGCUCCUAGAGCAAAGAGAACAGGGAGUGCUGAACGAAUGGCACCUUGUUUACCUAUUGGCCCAUCUCUGGGAACAUCAUCCUCUCAUAUUUCACAAACACAGCGGCGUUCUCCGAGGGGAAGCGACCUAAAACGAACAUCCCCUCGAAGACUCAAGAAGGAACUCAGAAGACAUAUACUUGCAUCUCAGCCACCUGUUGACCGAGGCCACAAUCCCAGCAUGGAUUCAUGUUCUUCUGCUUCGACUUCGACGGGUUAUUUGAAUACGAAUUCCACGCCGUCAAGCUCUUUCGGUCCCUUGGACUCAGCUUGCAGCACGCUGCCAUCAUCAAAUCUUCGGCCACCACUCGAGAUUGCGAUUCCCUCUAAUCAUAAUGAAGGUGGUCUUGCAAAAGCCUAUCCUUCAGUCUAUCUCCAAGCAAUGUCAGGGCCUAGCUUUAAUAUGGAAGAUCCGAAGCAACCUGGCCAUUUUAUUGGCCCACCUUCAUGGCGGUACCAGCAGCAGCAAUAUUCUAGCACAGUGGCACUUCCAUAUGUAAAAGCGGAACACCAGCGAGUAUUCCAAGACUGCAACCUGAAUACUCCACUCGAAGCAUCACGAGGCAGUGAUUUGGUGAAGCCUUGUCAAAACGAGACAAAGACUUGGACACCAAAAGCAGCAGAAGAAGCACCACAGGCGCUCGGGGACAGCGAAGGAAUAAGCUCCAUUGAUUCGAACCAGUUCACAGGCCUAGGCCCGGAAGAGGCGAACUUAUACCAGUUUCUCAUCAUUGACGAAGAUGUGCCAGAAUCGACUCAGAAUCCAGCAGAGGGCAGCACUGGAGUGAUGGGCAACUUUGCAGCUCAGACACAAACGAACGCCGCUGCUAGUCAGCCUCUAGAGUUUGUUACCUGCACCGAGAGCCCGCAUGUUGCCGCUGUGGCAGAGCCUUGGCAUAGCGUCGAAAGCUUCAUGGAUCCCAUGAACUAUGGCGGCUAUAGCAAUACUGACAUAUUUCCAUUAUUCGAUGAUUCUCUAGCCACCGCCUAG
This is a messenger RNA of Trichoderma gamsii, 2406 nucleotides long. RefSeq lists its product as hypothetical. NCBI's taxonomy places the organism in Eukaryota, Fungi, Ascomycota, Sordariomycetes, Hypocreales, Hypocreaceae. The coding region runs from base 1 to 2406 and encodes 801 amino acids. The record is from RefSeq and is a predicted model, not a curated record. The transcript is spliced from 2 exons.